AUUGGUUGUUUGUGCUUUCCGUCACUAUGACGUUGACACAGCUUCCGUGUUUUUGUUUCUUGUCGCUAAUGUACAUGUGGGUCUACUGGAGAGACUUAAAUAAGAAACAGCAGGUCAGGCUGAGCUGAACUGAGUGGUGAGUAUGGAACCGGGCAGUAUGGAACCUGGCAGUAUGGAACCGGGCAGUAUGGAACCGGGCAGUAUGGAACCUGGCAGUAUGGAACCGGGCAGUAUGGAACCUGGCAGUAUGGAACCGGGCAGUAUGGAACCGGGCAGUGUGGAACCGACCAGUGAGCAACCAGACAGCGGUAUGGAACCUGGCAGUGUGGAACCGACCAGUAUGGAACCGGUGGAAACUACCAGGGUUGUGGAAUCGGCCAGCGGUGUGGAACCGUCCAGAGGUGUGGAACCGGCCAGUGUUGACAGUCUGAAGGUUCUGUAUCAGAGCUGUGACUACAUCAUAGUGGAUAAGCACUGGGACAUCCGCAUCGACAGCAAGAUGUGGUACGAGAAACACACGGUCCAGAAACAGCUGGGGCUGCGUUUCCCUGAGCUGGCCGACCCCGGGACGUACUAUGGGUUCAGGUUCUGUCACCAGCUGGACUACUCCACCAGUGGGGUUCUGUGUGUGGCUCUGAACAAGGCUGCUGCUGGCCGGGUCUACCACUGCUUUAAAGACCGCAGAGCUACCAAGGUCUACCUAGCACUGGUGAGAAGCUGGGUGGAGGAGGAGAAGAUGACUGUAGAUUUCUCCAUCGGUCAAAACACCACAGAGGGAAGAACACACAUGAUGUGUAUCCAAGGAACAGACGGUUGUGAGAAGCCCAAGCCCUGUCGGACACAGCUCACAGUGUUGGAGUACGGAGCUUAUGAUGGAGACCCUGUUACCAAGGUGAUGCUGCAACCUCUGACAGGUCGAACCCACCAGCUGAGGGUCCACUGUGAGGCGGUAGGUCACCCCAUCGUAGGAGACUACACCUACAGCCUGGGAGAAGACAGCGCCCCCUAUCGUAUGAUGCUGCACGCCCACCUCCUACACCUCCCUCUGGAGCCUCUCCCCCUGCAGGCCGUCGCUCCUGACCCCUUCACCACGCCCACUGACCCCCGAUGGCGCCCGCAGCACUGCCUCCGGACUGUAGAGGGAGCCGUGGAGACCCUGCUGGAGCGCAGGGCGGCGGAGGAGAGGACGGAGCAGGAGGAGGAGAAGAGGCAGCAGGAGGAGAGGAGGAAGCAGCAGGAGGAGAGGAGGAGGAGGGGGAGAGAGGAGAGUGCGGAGCAGAGGAGGACGUGUCAGCAGUGGUUGUCUGAGUGGACUGAUGUCUGAAUUCUCCAUCCUUCCUCCUCUCUUCAUCCCCAUCCCUUCUUCUUCUUCUAUCUUCAUCCCCCAUCCCUCCUCCUCCUCCUCUCUUCAUCCCCCAUCCCUCCUUCUCUUCCUCCUAUCUUCAUCUCUCAUCCCUUCUCCUCUCUUCAUCCCGCAUCCCUUCUCCUCUCUUCAUCCCCCAUCCCUUCUCCUCCUCCUCUCUUCAUCCCUUCUGCUCCUCUCUUCAUCCCCCCAUCCCCCAUCCCUUCUCCUCCUCCUCUCUUCAUCCUCCAUCCCUCCUCCUCUCUUCAUCCCUUCUCCUCUCUUCAUCCCCAUCCCUUCUCCUCCUCCUCUCUUCAUCCCUUCUGCUCCUCUCUUCAUCCUCUCGUCAUCCCUCCUCCUCCUCUCUUCAUCCCCCCAUCCCCCAUCCCUUCUGCUUCAUCACCCACUCCUCUGUUAACCUCUCCUUGAGACUCUGCAACGAAAAAAGCAUCGUUUAAUAUUUGAUCUGUAUGGGAAAGACAGAAAAAAAUGGGGAACUAAUGCCUCUCUGCUUGUCACUCAGUAUUCAAGAGAUGGAUUUGUGUGAGUCUGGUGGGAGAGUAGCACAGCAGGAGUCCUACUGUCUUCCCUCCGUCUCACAUUGAACAGAAGUCUGGAAAAUCAAUACUUACUCUUCGAAAACAGCAUUUUUAAUGGCACUUAUUUGACCAUUUUGAAAUGUUUUUACUGCUGUUUUGAAGUUGCUCUCUGGAUUAGAGUGUCUGCUAAAUGACUAAAAUGGAAGCCAUAUCAAAGAUUUACAGUUUAUACACCUCUUCUUCUCUGGUAAUAUGAAUCAUGACCCCUUUCCCGGGUCAGGGGAUGGCAAAAUAAAAAUAUAUUAUUUGAUCUAUUUUUGUUGACAAUUCAAAGUUACAAUAUGAAAAAUAAAGCAUUCAUUGCAGAUUGGAAA
Molecule: messenger RNA, 2255 nt
Organism: Salvelinus fontinalis (brook trout)
Lineage: Eukaryota; Metazoa; Chordata; Actinopteri; Salmoniformes; Salmonidae
Product: RNA pseudouridylate synthase domain-containing protein 1-like
Exons: 6
Coding region: 143-1324 (393 amino acids)
Biological process (GO): pseudouridine synthesis
Molecular function (GO): RNA binding; pseudouridine synthase activity
Source: RefSeq, a predicted model, not a curated record